Messenger RNA from Phytophthora infestans T30-4, 831 nucleotides. RefSeq lists its product as uncharacterized. The coding region runs from base 1 to 831 and encodes 276 amino acids. The transcript has 6 exons. The record is from RefSeq and is a predicted model, not a curated record. Lineage: Eukaryota; Oomycota; Peronosporomycetes; Peronosporales; Peronosporaceae.
AUGCUGCUGCUGGCAGCAGUGUCUGAGUGCGUAACCACGUGCUUCAUGCCGGAUUACACUUUGCGUUCUUGGGGACUGAACUUAGGAGGCACUGCGUUAAACUGGAUCGGACCUUUCCUGGAUGGCUUGACUUACGGAUAUGAAGAACGAAUCAAAGGUGCAGACGUAUCACUGGCUUGUGUGCAGUUCCGGUCGGCAUUUUUAGGGGUUUUUACGUCUUAUUCGUUCAUGGCCGACCACGCCGGAGACUUGAGUGGCAGUAGCUUUGCUGCGGGGCCAGUCUACGUUUGCGCUUCGAUUCUGGGAGGCUGCGGCUGUUUUUACUUGGGCAAACAAGCGUCAGGCGCAGCGCUAGGACCGCAUGGAUUUGUGCGCGACCCAAACGACCCGCAGUUUAUUGGACCACUGCAAGUAGCGGAUGGGGAGGAGUUGGUACUUGGUAUCUUGAUGUCAUGCAGUGCAGUGCUGCUGUCGAACUACGUCUGCGCAUUUUUCCCGCUGGAGCCGCCACAACUUCGCUAUGCUGCAUCGUCUAAUGGCGGACCGUUUAUCGAUUGGGGUUGUCUUUGUUGUAAUUUUUUAGCUAGUGUUCUAGCAGGGUCGGCAUAUCAGUUGAGUCGAAUAUCACCCACGGAGUUGACGAACAAUCUCCUCACACUGAAGUUUGUAAGCUCGUUUUGCGGAUCGCUAUCAGUUUUCUCUGGUGCAGUUAGUAUUGUCUCGCGGCUUUGGCUGGCUGGUAAUCGAUAUUCAGCUCUGUGGAACCUAGCUUUACAGCUACUUGUCGGGCUCCUCGUUAUGCCAUAUCUGUACAAGCACGAUGCCAUUUAA